Eleginops maclovinus (Patagonian blennie) is the source of this 1976-nucleotide messenger RNA. RefSeq lists its product as uncharacterized. The transcript has 2 exons. The record is from RefSeq and is a predicted model, not a curated record. Gene Ontology annotation, molecular function: zinc ion binding; nucleic acid binding. Lineage: Eukaryota; Metazoa; Chordata; Actinopteri; Perciformes; Eleginopidae. The coding region runs from base 146 to 1762 and encodes 538 amino acids.
CGCCACUAUUUCGAGCCCUUGUGCUCCUUUCUGUUUUUUUGAUUUAUAUCUGUUUGUGAGAGUCCCUAUUUGUUUUUUUCUAGUAUCCCCUACCCCCAAGCAGCUUUGCUGUCUUGGGGCCCCAGUGUGUGUGUGUUUUUUUUGGAUGGAUUCUUUAAUACUGACCCACGGAACGGACAAGGAACUGAGAUCGGAUAUCCCAGAGAGCGAGAGGAGUAUGGAGAGAAAUACAAAAACGGCACAGACAACUGGAAAGGAAUACGAUAAAGAGAAAGCGAAUGGACAAAACAGAAAAUCAGGAGUAGGAGAACAAAAAAAGGAGGGAGACGGGAAAGGGGUUAAUGGUGAGCGGAGCACGGGUGACACGGGAAAAGUGGAGACGGUGACGCAGCAAGAAAUUGGAGGGAAAAGACGAGACUCUGUGGGAGAAAAGGCUGUAAAUAAAGACCCAAGUGCGGAGAAAGUUGAAGUGACAACCCAAAGGCGAGUAGGAGAUCCUACGCAGAUAAAGAACGGGGAGAGUGGAGUUUAUCUGAAAGAACUGACGGUGGAGGUGGUGGUGGAUGCGGGGAGAGAGAAAGUCACUGUGAUGGACUUACUAAAGGCACUGAAAAGGGACUGCGGAACCGUGAGGGGAUGCAGAAUAAAAGGAGAAAGAAUGUAUGAAGUCACAAUGGCAGAGGAAAGCGGGAAGAGGAAGCUGAUGGAGGGGCUGCGGGUGAAUGGAGCCCUGGUUCAGGGACGGGACAGUUCGUGCAAGGAGAUAACCGUGUCUUUUCUGAACAUCCCAAUCUGCACAAAGGACGAGGUGAUAAAAAGAAGGCUGGAGGAAUGGGGAGUGAGACCGAUGUCAGCGAUUAAAAGAAGAGUGUGGCCGGGCACGGAUGUAGUGGAUGGGACGCGCUUCCUCAGAGUGAGAUUCAAUGAGGAAGUCCGCUCCCUCCCGUACUCAACAAAGUUCAUGACUGAGACGGGCCCGGAGUACUUUAGGGUCUUACAUGAUGGACAGGUGCCGGUGUGCAGGCAGUGCAUUAAACCGGGACAUAUAUUUAGAGAAUGUCCGGAGUUUAAGUGCUUUAAAUGCGGAGAGCAGGGGCAUUUUGCAAGAGACUGUCAAGUGGGGAGAGGGGGAGGAGCCACAAGGAGUGAAGCGGAGAGGCGGAGCGGUGGCCUGGGAGCAGAGGAGACAGACGAGGCAGAGAAUGCGGAAAUGGUGGGCAGCAGGAGGGAGAGCAACGCGAUGGCUGGUAUGAGGGGUGCUGCUGCUGUGGAGAAGGAUUCGGGACCAGAGGACGGGAUAGCGGCUGCAGAGGAGGGAGUGGCGGCGAUCCACUAUGCGGAGCCAGUGGAGAUAACGGAGGACGGCUCGUUGAUGAUGGCCCGGAGCAAAAUAGAGGAGGAGGUGGCAAAGCGAAACACGGAUGAGGAGGAGGAAGGGGACGGCAGCGACGAGGAAGAGAGGGAACGCGAGGCUGUCGAGGAGGGAUCGACCGGAGUGUCGGAGAUGGAGGAGGAAGCAGAGGGAGGAGACGGUGCGGAGGACGGAGAAGGAAUGGUGGUGGAGGCGCAAAUGGAGAAGGAGAAGGAGUGUGUGGAUACGGUGGCUGCGCAGACAAGAGAGAGGGGUUUAAAAGAAGGAGUGGAUAUAUCUCUGGAGCAGAGAAAGUCGAAGAGGCUCCUGGUGAUGAAGAACGAGAUGAAGAAGAAGAGGAGUAAAGCGAGGGGAGUGACUGGGAAAAUUGGGCUGCGGUCUCCAUGCUGAUUAGUGUUGCUUUAAACAUGGAGAAGUGUAGCAUUUGCAGCAAAAGUUUCACUUUAAAGUCUAACUUGACACGACACAUGAAGACCCAUCUUGCUAAGGAAAACAAGUGUGAUGUUUGUGGGAAAGAAUUCACUGUCAAGCAUCAUUUACAGUCCCACCUCAAGCAACACCAGUACCCAAAGAUCCCUUUGUACAGGCCGGGAGAGGCAAGGCU